Molossus molossus (Pallas's mastiff bat) is the source of this 2040-nucleotide messenger RNA. It is a transcript of the gene LRRC30, whose product is annotated as leucine rich repeat containing 30. Bases 180 to 1085 code for a protein of 301 amino acids. The record is from RefSeq and is a predicted model, not a curated record. The transcript has a single exon. NCBI's taxonomy places the organism in Eukaryota, Metazoa, Chordata, Mammalia, Chiroptera, Molossidae. Gene Ontology annotation, molecular function: protein binding.
GGCGUCUUGGACACCUGACCCCAACCCUCCGCGAGCUUCCUCCGCUCGGACUGCCCGCCACCGACCUGUCCUCGCCUCCGCCGGCCCUGCCUGCCUGGGGCAGCCAGGCUUCCAGCGGCUAGGGUAGGACUCACCCCAACCUCUGGGCAACAGGGGAGAAAGGGUGGAAAGGAAAGCCAAUGGGGGCCAGGCAGUCCAGCGCCGCUCCCAAGGACCGGGGCCCCGGGGGGAUCGUGUUUCUGCGGAGGAGGCAGAAAUUCUCCCCUUGGGAUGACGCCCUGCUCUCGGGAAAGGACCCCCGGUCCCUGCUGAAGCGGGGCAUGCGCCACAUCAGCUUCAGCCUGGUCACCAAGGGAAUGACGGACAUCCCCGACUUUCUGUGGGGCUUGUCCGAGGUCCAGAAACUCAAUCUGUCUCACAACCAGGUCAAGGUUCUGCCCCCCGAGGUGGGGAGGCUCACCCGGUUGGUGGUCCUGAACUUGUGCGGGAACCACCUGAAAAGCCUGCCACAGGAAAUCAGCCUCCUCAGGGGCCUGAAGGUGCUGUUCCUCGACAUGAACUUCCUGACCGACGUGCCGGCCGAGCUGGGCGCCUGCAGGAGCCUGGAGGUCCUGAGCUUGUCACACAACCGCCUGUCCCAGCUGCCCGCCAGCUUCGCCGACCUCUCCAGGCUCAGGAAGCUGAACCUCAGCAACAACUGUUUUGCUCACAUCCCCAUCUGCGUGUUUGCACUGAAGGAGCUGGAUUUCUUGCACGUGGGCUCCAAUCGCCUGGAAAACAUCGCCGAGAGCAUUCAGUGUCUGGGCAGCCUGCAGAUCUUCAUCGCGGAGAACAACAACAUCCACUCCUUCCCGCGGUCGCUCUGCCUCCUCACCAGCCUGGAGCUGCUGAACUUGAACAACAAUGACAUCCAGACCCUCCCGGAAGAACUCUACCGGCUGUGUAGACUGGUGAGGAUUGCUUGGAAUCCCAUGGACAAGGGGCUGCACAUUUCCCACAACCCGUUAUCUAAGCCUCUGCCAGAGCUGGUGGAGGGGGGCCUGGACUUACUGGUCAGCUACCUGAAGGACAAAAAGCACAACUGACUGACACUCUGUCAGCUGGGUGCUUCUCUGGUCUAAGCUUUCUCCUCUUACUGCUUGUGUUGAUCAAAGCUUGUGUUAAUAUUUGCUCAAUCGUAGUUGAAAGCCAUUCCAGGUAGAGGUUUGCUUUACCUCUGUAUGUUCCUAAUAACUCCCAUAAUGUGUUCAUCUCAUUCUAAACAUAAAUGGUAACAGGACUUUGGUUUUCUCCAAAGAGAAAUAAUUGCUCUAAUUUUCCUGAGGAGCAGUGUGAUUCAACCCUUGCAAUAAUGGUCAGCAGGUCUGAUUCAGUGGAAUCCAAAAGUUAAAUAUUUACUAAAUAUAUGCCAAGUAUGAUAUGAGGCAUUGGCAACUUCUGGUUUCAGUCUCUGAAUUGGCAACCUGUAGCCAGGUAGCAACAGCAACACAUGCUCCUGCCCCAGCUGGAACCAAGCACUACUUGGGACCAAAGAGUAAGUUGGAGCCCUGCUCUCUUGGCCAUGACGGAAUCAGACAGAGCUGUCCCCCUCGAGUUCUGGGGGGAACAAUUAGAGGAAAUUGUCUCUAAAAUGACUGUAGAGUAACAAUCAAGUUUUUUUAUGUUUACAUGUGGUGGUGAGUGACUGGGACAGCAUGAUGGCUUUCAGAUAGUAAAUACAAACCGAUUUGAAUGUGCAGCUUCAAACUUUUUCCCUGUCCUCUUGCAACCACAGUCAUGUCCCGGAGCUUUUCUAAAGAUGCCAGUCAAUGCUCGUCAUCCUUUCUGAUGUCACUUCUCCGCCUUGGCUGGAUUCACCCUCUCAGAGACAGGAUAGUAAUUGAGAAAAACAAUGGCCAAAGGGCAGGAAAAAGGAGGUAAGGCAUAGACAAGCCACACAAGCAAUGUAAUUACCCUUCCAACAAUAGAGAUGGUAAUAUUUGCCACUUGGCUUUCACAUAUGGAUAUUUAAAAAUGACUUUAGUGACAUUUAAAAGCUCU